GGAAAAAACAACCAAUAGACUGAGCACAGUUUCAGGUUCCCUGUCGAUUUUCCAGACAACCUUAGGCUAGUACACGGACUGACACGUACCCAACGGUUUACGUGUGUUGAAUAUCUCAUUGGGGUAGGGACAAGGAGGGGAAAUUGUACUAUUAGGGUGACAUCCCUGUCCAAAUAGUAUAUAUAUAUUUUUUUGCAUAACCGAGUUGGAAGCAUGGAAGCAGGGGCGUGCGACAAUGCUAAUGCAGGUGCUCCUUUCAUUGAGCAGUCCUCAGGACAGGGAGACUUGUCUGGGAGCAGUGAUGAGGGAGAAGGCACCAUGGACAAGGAGACAGUACCAGCAGCAGAGGGGGCAGUGGAGACUGAGAGCAUGAUGAAACGGCUGUUUGGGUUUGAGAAGGAGGACCUGUCCUCCUGGCAUCGCUUGGUGUGUCUCCUAAACCGCCCCACUGACCCUGCUUCUCUGGGCAUUUUUCGCUUCCUGUUUGGCAUGAUAAUGGCUAUAGACAUUACACAGGAGCGAGGCCUUAGCCACCUGGACUACAAGUACCUGGAUGGGGCUCCCGUGUGCCGCUUCCCUCUCUUCAGCUUCCUGCAGCCGCUGCCUCUUGAUUAUAUGUACCUGGUCUAUGUAGUGAUGCUCUUUGGUGCUGUGGGAAUCAUGUUGGGCUGUUUCUACCGCCUUUCCUGUCUCAUGUUCAUAUCCACGUACUGGUACAUCUUCUUUUUGGACAAAACAGCAUGGAACAACCACUCUUACCUCUACGGACUCAUUGGCUUCCAGCUCACAUUCAUGGACGCCAACAGAUACUGGUCAAUAGAUGGAUUACGUAAUCCCCAAAAAAAGAAUUCCCAAGUGCCACUUUGGAACUACACUCUUCUGAGGUUUCAGAUUUUUAUAGUAUACUUCAUUGCUGGAAUCAAGAAACUGGAUGCAGACUGGGUAGAGGGAUAUUCCAUGUCAUACUUGGCACACCAUUGGCUUUUUGACCCUUUCAGGAUGAUUCUGCCUAAUGAAAUGGUGAGUCUGCUGGUGGUCCAUGGAGGUGGUCUUUGUCUGGACCUGUCUGCCGGCUAUCUGCUGUUUUUCGAUGCCACACGCCCUUUUGGCAUUUUCUUUGUCAGCUACUUCCACUGCAUGAACUCUCAACUCUUCAGCAUCGGUAUGUUUGCCUACACUAUGCUGGCCACGAGUCCUCUCUUCUGCUACCCCGACUGGCCCAGGCACUUUUUUGCCCGCUUCCCGGAGAUCCUCAGGCCCGUCCUGCCGCUCACGUCUCCGCCCCCACAGCCCAGCACCUCUUGUGUUUACCCAGUGACCCAGCACACAUCUACGGGACUACAGGACUUGUCCUCUGCGCCCAAGGCCUCCAAAACACGGUUUAAACACAAGCUGGCAACCCUGUUCACCAUUCUGUACCUGGCUGAACAGUUCUUCCUGCCUUACUCUCACUUCAUCACACAGGGCUAUAACAACUGGACCAAUGGCCUGUAUGGGUACUCCUGGGAUAUGAUGGUUCACUCCCGAUCCCACCAGCAUGUCAAGAUCACCUACAAAGAUGGAAAAACAGGAGAUGUCGGAUACCUCAACCCUGGGGUGUUCACUCAGAGUCGGCGGUGGAAAGACCAUGGGGACAUGCUGAAGCAGUACGCCACCUGCCUGAGCCACCACCUGCCUCACUACAACAUCUCUGAUCCAGAGAUUUACUUUGACAUCUGGGUGUCCAUCAAUGAACGCUUCCAACAACGUAUCUUUGACCCCCGUGUGAACAUUGUGAAGGCAGACUGGUCACCAUUCCGUCCAAAUCCCUGGCUCAUGCCUCUGCUGGUGGACCUCUCUCCCUGGAGGACCAAGUUCCAGGAGAUCGAGGGCUCGUUGGACAACCAGACAGAGAUAGUCUUCAUCGCAGACUUCCCAGGUCUCCUUCUAGAGAACUAUGUCAGUGAGGACCUGGGCAACACCAGUGUUCAGGUGCUGCAGGGCCAGCUGAAUGUUGAGAUAGUGGAUGAGAAGAAGAACUACACGCUUCAACCUGGAGAGCAGAAGCAGCUUCCUGCUGGGGCCUACCAUAAGGUGUACACAGUGUCUGAGGGGCCGUCCUGCUACAUGUACAUCUACGUCAACACCACAGAGGCAGCGCUACAGAGGAACUUCACUAAGCUGUUUGAACUGCAGGAGAGGGUCCGCAACGGAACAGAAACGGAACCCCUCCCUCCAGAGCUCCAGUCGCUCAUCACUGGAGAAAAUGAGGGGUCAGAAGCCAAUGUGAUGGAUCCUGUCGUUCAGCUAUUUCUACGGCGACAGCGGAGGAUGAAAGAAGUAAAGAAGCGCAGAGAAGCCAAUGUGUGCGAAAGGCUGAACCGGUUUACUGUGAAAAAGUACUACAUGUUGCGUCGAGCGUUCCUGAUGACAGCCAUUGCAAUGCGUAACCUGGCGGUGGGCCUCCCUCCUCUGGAGCAGCUGACCAGGGAAGUGGCCUUCGCAAACAUGAAGGAACCAGAGACUGAGGCCAGCCAGGACCUCAAGGAUGAAGUGGGCCACGAUGAGCUCUAGGAGUUAAUGGGGUGUUGGGCCACCACGAACCAGAACCGAUUCAAUGCACCUUGGCAUAGAUUCUACAAGCGUCUGGAACUCAUGUUGCGGAGGCUCCAUUCUUCGAGAAGUUGAUGGUGGUGGAAAACACUGUCUCUGGCACUGCUCCAGAAUCUUCAAGUGUUCAACUGGGUUGAGAUUGUGACUGAGAUGGCCAUGAAAUAUGGUUUCCAUAAAUGUCCUGCUCAUCAAACCAGUUGGUGAUCACUCAUAUCCUGUGGAUGGGGGCAUUGUCAUCCAUUCGGGGCAUAGCCACAGUAACCAAAAUAGCCUGCCCAGCAUUUUGAUACAUGGGAUAAUUUUUGCUUAAUUAACUCAGGAACCACACCUGUGUGAAAGCCCCUGCUUUCAAUAUACUUUGUAUCCCUCAUUUACUCAAGUUUCCAUUAUUUUGGCUCUUACCUGUUGCUUUACUUUCAGGCCAAAUGAUGAACAUUGUUAAACAUUUGCAUUCCAAAAUGCAGUUGGUACUUUUCAAAUAAAGAGCCUGAACAUUAAAUAAAUAGCAUUUUCAGU
Oncorhynchus gorbuscha (pink salmon) is the source of this 3108-nucleotide messenger RNA. RefSeq names its product gamma-glutamyl carboxylase (gene ggcx). The record is from RefSeq and is a predicted model, not a curated record. The transcript has 16 exons. The coding region runs from base 214 to 2553 and encodes 779 amino acids. Gene Ontology annotation, molecular function: gamma-glutamyl carboxylase activity; vitamin binding. NCBI's taxonomy places the organism in Eukaryota, Metazoa, Chordata, Actinopteri, Salmoniformes, Salmonidae. Gene Ontology annotation, biological process: peptidyl-glutamic acid carboxylation.